AUGAGUCAAUAUUUAAAUUUUUUAAUAUUUUUCUUGGUUUUUUACUUUUUUCGACCAGUUUUUGGGCUUGAUGGUCGAUUUGACAAUCCUUGGUGGUAAGGCUUUUGAAUGGCAAUAACUUUCUUUACAGAACAAAAAAUGGCAAGAACUUCUUUUACAAAACAAAAAAUGGCAAGAACUUUUUUUACAAGGCUUAAAAUAGCAAGAACUUUCUUUACAAAAGGAAAAAAUUGCAAAAACUUUCUUUACAGGGAACGUCAAAGCUGGGGGCCAACUACGACAACCGGUCCUCCUCAACCAGGUAUUAAAACUCGGAGCUUGUCAGGAACGUUCGCAUCAGACGGUCGAAAGCAAACCAAUGCUGAUGUGAUUUUGUUAAUGACCGUCGGUUUGAGGGAUGGAUUUGCAAUCCGAAGAGUUAAAGCCUUCAAUGACAGAAUAUUCUUGGACCGAUACAGGAGAAGCUAUUGGUUGGGCACUAGGUACUAUGAUAAGGUAGGAAAACUUGCCUUGCCUUGCCUUGCCUUGCCUUGCCUUGCCUUGCCUUGCCUUGCCUUGCCUUGCCUUGCCUUGCCUUGCCUUGCCUUGCCUUGCCUUGCCUUGCCUUGCCUUGCCUUGCCUUGCCUUGCCUUGCCUUGCCUUGCCUUGCCUUGCCUUGCCUUGCCUUGCCUUGCCUUGCCUUGCCUUGCCUUGCCUUGCCUUGCUUUGCCUUGCCUUGCUCUAUCUUACCUUACUCUACUCUGCCGUGUUCUAUCGUUACCUAUCUUACCUUACUCUAUCUCAUUCUACCUUACUCUACUUUAUCUUACUCUACCGUACAUUGCCGUACUGUAUUGGACUUUACUUCAUGCUAUCUUACCAUACCUUUUUCUAUCUUAUCAAGCCUUAACCUGUGCUGUAUCUUAGUACAUAUUAUUACUAUUUCUAACACACACUCUAUCGUACUAAGUUAUGUUCUUAGCGUUUUUUAUUUUUUGCUUCUUCAGUGACUACUGCCGUAUUUUACCUUACCCUACUAUAUUUAUAUUCCUGUCUUACCUAAUCUCUUUGUUUUUUCUUCUUGUAAUUGUACUGUAACUAAAUGCCAUUAUAAAACUUCCAGGACAACUUCUACUACUUAGACACCAGAGACACCUGCAUCUACAACAUGGAUCAAGACGAACGUAAAGAGCUUGAGUACGAAGACGGUGAACCGAUCUAUCAGAUUGUUUAUCAGUAGGUUUUAAUGAUUUUGACAUUUCUUGUAAACAUCUAAUGGUUUUGCCAUUUUUUUAAAUCUUUUCAUGUUAUAAGGCCAGUGGUCCAACUUUUUCGACACAUAUGUUGUUUUAGAUGCCAACGCUACGCUCAAUAUUGUUGUGGGUUGGAUUGUUGUCAAAACACUGGCGCUUUUCGAGAAGGAUAA
This is a messenger RNA of Bursaphelenchus okinawaensis, 1405 nucleotides long. NCBI's taxonomy places the organism in Eukaryota, Metazoa, Nematoda, Chromadorea, Rhabditida, Aphelenchoididae. The record is from the annotation of a GenBank genome assembly.